UUUUAAUUCAGCAAUGUAGUAGCCCUGUUGAAAGCAGUGCUGGUCACAUUGUUUGCUGGUCCAAUUGCACACGUGCAGCGCCAAAACAAGACAUUUUCGGGUGUUUCAAUUGGAAUUGAAUAUUAUGGCCAUGGAUCCGCCCAAGGAUGAGAUUGAUAUGGAGGUUGUAGAACCAGAGGAUGCGGAAAGCGAUAUGGAGCCGGGUAGUGACAACGAAGAGAAUGAGGAUGGCACAACAAAAGCUCCUAAACAAGUUUAUCUGCCGGGCAAAACGUUGGCCGAGGAUGAGGAGCUCGUUUGCGAUGAAAGCGCCUAUGUGAUGCUGCAUCAGGCAUCGACUGGCGCGCCCUGUCUCAGUUUCGACAUAGUGCCCGAUGAGCUAGGCGCAUCCAGAGAGAGCUUCCCAAUGACUGCCUAUAUAGUAGCCGGCACCCAGGCAGCGCGCACUCACGUUAACAAUUUGAUUGUGAUGAAGAUGAGCAAUUUGCACAAAACACAGGAAGAUGAUGAAGAUGAGAACGAGGACGAAGAGCUGGAGGACGAUCAAGAUGAUGUGGCAGACAAGAGUGAACUGAAGCAGCCACAAAUGACCUGCGCUCUGAUCAAGCAUCAAGGCUGUGUGAAUCGAGUGCGCGCUCGUCGCAUGGGCAAUAAUGUGUUUGCUGCCUCAUGGAGCGAAUUGGGACGCGUGAACAUUUGGAAUUUAUCGCAGCAGCUACAGGCCGUUGAAGAUGCCCAGCUGCUCAAGCAAUAUGAACAGCAAAACGCCAACAAUGACGCCAAACCCGUUUAUACGUUUAGCGGGCAUCAGCAGGAGGGAUUUGCCAUUGAUUGGAGCCCCAGUGCUGAGGGAGUGUUGGCUACAGGUGAUUGUCGACGUGAUAUACAUAUAUGGAGUCCACUGGAGGAUGGUACCUGGAAGGUAGAUCAACGCCCAUUGGUCGGACAUACGGCCUCUGUCGAGGAUCUACAAUGGAGCCCCAAUGAGCGCAGCGUUCUGGCCUCCUGCUCAGUGGACAAGACCAUACGAAUUUGGGAUUGCCGUGCGGCUCCGCAAAAGGCUUGCAUGCUUACCUGUGAGAAGGCGCACGAGAGCGACAUCAAUGUCAUCUCGUGGAACCAUACGGAACCCUUCAUAGCCAGCGGCGGGGACGAUGGCUUCUUGCACAUAUGGGACUUGCGUCAGUUCAAGACACAAAAACCAAUUGCCACAUUCAAACAUCAUACGGAUCACAUAACAACUGUUGAAUGGAAUCCCAGCGAGGCAACCGUGCUGGCCUCUGGCGGCGACGAUGAUCAGAUUGCGCUAUGGGAUCUGGCUGUGGAAAAGGAUGCUGAUCAGGCACCAGCGCCGGCAGAAAAUCAAGAGGAAAUCAACAAGCUGCCGCCGCAGCUGCUCUUCAUACAUCAAGGCCAAAAGGAGAUCAAGGAGCUGCACUGGCAUGCCCAGCUGCCGGGCGUGCUGCUCUCGACUGCGCACAGCGGCUUCAAUAUCUUUCGCACGAUCAGCGUGUGAAACACUAUAUAUAUUAUCUAUUACUACACGUAUAUAUAAAAGAAAAACUCAUUGUUGACGAAUUGUUGGU
Messenger RNA from Drosophila hydei, 1586 nucleotides. Its product is annotated as glutamate-rich WD repeat-containing protein 1. Lineage: Eukaryota; Metazoa; Arthropoda; Insecta; Diptera; Drosophilidae. The transcript has a single exon. The coding region runs from base 125 to 1516 and encodes 463 amino acids. The record is from RefSeq and is a predicted model, not a curated record. Gene Ontology annotation, molecular function: protein binding.